Octodon degus (degu) is the source of this 1330-nucleotide messenger RNA. RefSeq names its product beta-ureidopropionase 1 (gene Upb1). The transcript has 10 exons. The record is from RefSeq and is a predicted model, not a curated record. The coding region runs from base 93 to 1214 and encodes 373 amino acids. Gene Ontology annotation, molecular function: beta-ureidopropionase activity. NCBI's taxonomy places the organism in Eukaryota, Metazoa, Chordata, Mammalia, Rodentia, Octodontidae.
ACUCGGUUCUCCAGCAGCCUUCUCCAGAGGGCGAAGAGCAGGCAGUUGAAGCUGACGCUGACCCUAACGCUUUACGCUUCCCAAUUCCAGCCAUGGCGGGAGCCGAAUGGGAGUCGCUGGAGCAGUGCUUAGAGAAGCAUUUGCCACUGCCAGAGCUGCAAGAAGUGAAGCGCAUUCUUUAUGGCAAAGAGACCAGGCUGCUGGAUCUGCCCAGAAGAGCUGUUGAAGCUGCCAACCAAGGCGACUUUGAACUGCAGGGACAUGCCUUUGCGGCGGCGGCAGCAGAGCAGAUGAGACCUCCCCGGCUCAUACGAGUGGGGCUGGUGCAGAACAAAACCCCUCUCUCCACGAAAGCACCCGUGGCAGAACAGGUCUCUGCCCUGCACAAACGCAUAGAGGCCAUUGUCGAGGUGGCUGCCAUGUGUGGAGUCAACAUCAUUUGUUUCCAGGAAGCGUGGAGUAAGUCUCUUGUGGUGCUUUCUCUGCCACCUUUGAUCAGUAAGUGCUUUGAUGAAAAGCUGGCAAAGAAGCACAGCAUGGUGGUGAUAUCCCCCAUCCUGGAGCGAGACCACAGUCAUGGGGACGUCCUGUGGAACACAGCUGUGGUGGUCUCUGAUUCUGGAGCGGUUCUGGGCAAGACCAGGAAAAACCACAUCCCACGAGUGGGCGAUUUCAAUGAGUCGACUUACUACAUGGAGGGAAACCUGGGCCACCCUGUGUUCGAGACCCAUUUUGGCAAGAUCGCAGUGAACAUUUGUUAUGGACGGCACCACCCCCUCAACUGGCUUAUGUACAGCAUCAAUGGGGCAGAGAUCAUCUUCAACCCCUCAGCCACCAUUGGCUCACUCAGUGAGUCCUUCUGGCCCAUUGAGGCCAGAAACGCAGCCAUUGCCAAUCACUGCUUCACUUGUGCCAUCAACCGUGUGGGCCAGGAAUGUUUCCCCAAUGAGUUUACCUCCGGAGAUGGAGAGAAAGCUCAUAAGGACUUUGGCUACUUCUAUGGCUCCAGCUAUGUGGCAGCCCCCGAUGGCAGCCGCACCCCUGGGCUCUCCCGUAACCGGGAUGGGCUGCUGGUCGCUGAACUCGACCUUAAUCUCUGUCGGCAGAUGAAUGAUCUCUGGAGCUUCAAGAUGACCGGGAGAUACAAGAUGUAUGCAGAGGAGCUUGCUGAAGCUGUCAAACCCGACUACAACCCCCACAUUGUGAGAGAGUAGCUGGCUGCACCCCUUCCUGCCCUGGGGUAGGGGCAGGUGACGCCUCCCCAGUGGAGGAGCACAUGGGGCAGGCUUCCUGUGUUCCAGAUCUCCCUGAUGAGGAUGCUGCCCAGGGA